Indicator indicator is the source of this 1941-nucleotide messenger RNA. RefSeq names its product ATP-dependent RNA helicase DHX29-like. The record is from RefSeq and is a predicted model, not a curated record. Bases 1 to 1941 code for a protein of 646 amino acids. Gene Ontology annotation, cellular component: intracellular anatomical structure. Gene Ontology annotation, molecular function: RNA binding. The transcript has 13 exons. NCBI's taxonomy places the organism in Eukaryota, Metazoa, Chordata, Aves, Piciformes, Indicatoridae.
AUGGUGGGGGUGUCAUGCACGCAGGAGGCAGGGUUAGAGAGCUCGAUGCAGGGCACCAGAGAGGCGCGUUGGAAGACUCGAGGAUCAGGGCUCUCUACCGCGGACAGACUCACCGAGGCAGGGUGCGGCGGGAGCCGACGGGGCAGCGCUGCGGCGAGCGGGGUGCAGGGGCGCUCGCGAGCUCAGGGCGGCCGGGAGGGUCCCCACCACCCUCCCGUCGGGCCGUGCUGCCUUUUUGGCGAGGCGGGCGGGUGGACCCUGGACCCUGUUGGGGCAGAUGCUGCUGAAAGCCCGGCGGCGGCCGCCCUGUUCCAUCCUUCCACCACGGCACCUGUACCAACCUCGGCCCCGGCGCUGGCUCCGCCGGGCACCCUCCGCGCUGCACUCGGCGCCGCCCUGAGAGAGUAUGUCCCAGUCCAGCCUGGAUCUGGUACCAGUUUGGCUCCUUAUUAUGUGAGGUAUAGCAGCCGCACACAGCAAGCUGUCUUCUAUAUGAACCCUUACAAGAUCAACCUUGAACUUAUUUUGGAGUUGCUUGCAUAUUUAGAUAGAAGUCCCCAGUUCAAGAACAUUGAGGGUGCUGUACUGAUCUUUUUACCAGGCCUUGCCCAUAUCCAACAGCUGUAUGAUCUCAUUUCAACUGAUAGAAGAUUUAACUUGCGUGACAGGCACAGGCUGAUAGCAUUGCAUUCUGUUCUUUCAACUCAAGAUCAAGCAGCUGCAUUUGCAAUACCUCCUCUUGGUGUCAGAAAGAUUGUCCUGGCCACCAAUAUAGCAGAGACAGGUAUCACAAUACCAGAUGUUGUCUUUGUAAUUGAUACUGGGAGAACAAAAGAAAAUAGGUAUCAUGAAAGUAGUCAGAUGAGUUCUCUGGAAGAGACCUUUGUUAGUAAAGCUAGUGCUCUGCAGCGACAAGGAAGAGCUGGCCGUGUUAGGGAUGGAUUCUGCUUCCGAAUGUACACAAGAGAAAGGUUUGAAAGUUUCAUGGAAUAUUCUGUGCCAGAAAUACUGCGUGUGCCUCUGGAAGAAUUAUGCCUUCAUAUUAUGAAAUGCAGUCUUGGCUCCCCUGAAGAUUUCCUCUCUAGAGCCUUAGACCCACCACAGCAGCAAGUAAUUGGUAAUGCAAUGAACCUGUUGAGGAAGAUUGGGGCUUGUCUGUUAAAUGAGCCCAAGCUGACUCCAUUGGGCCAGCACCUUGCAGCCCUUCCUGUCAAUGUAAAGAUUGGCAAAAUGCUUAUAUUUGGCGCUAUAUUUGGCUGCUUGGAUCCUGUGGCAACUCUGGCUGCAGUUAUGACAGAAAAAUCCCCAUUUACUACACCAAUUGGUCGAAAAGAUGAAGCAGAUCUUGCAAAGUCAUCACUUGCAAUGGCAGUUUCAGACCAUAUAACAAUCUACAAUGCUUACUUGGGGUGGAAAAGGGCUCGACAAGAAGGGGGAUAUCGUACUGAAAUGACUUAUUGCAGAAGAAAUUUUCUUAAUAGGACUUCACUGUUAACUCUGGAGGAUGUGAAGCAAGAACUCAUAAGGGUGGUCAGAGCAGCAGGGUUCACAGCACCUACAAUGCAAUUUGGAUUGGAUGGAAAUGGAACCACACAAUCCCUUUCUCUCCAUGAAAUAGCUCUUCUUAAAGCCGUGUUGACUGCAGGGCUUUAUGACAACGUUGGAAAAAUAAUAUAUAUGAAAUCUGUGGAUAUUACAGAGAAGCUGGCUUGCAUGGUAGAAACUGCUCAGGGUAAAGCACAAGUGCAUCCUUCCUCUGUAAACCGAGACUUACAAACACACGGAUGGCUUCUUUACCAGGAGAAAUAUCUAAUGGUCCUGAAGUCCAUAAAAAUGAGUCAACUGAGUACUGAAGAAAAAAGGGUGAACAUCGUGAACAAGUGUGUUCAUGAUGAAACUGGUAGCUACGAAUGGUGGAAUGAGGGGUGCAUUGGGGGAUAG